Molecule: messenger RNA, 1123 nt
Organism: Bufo gargarizans (Asiatic toad)
Lineage: Eukaryota; Metazoa; Chordata; Amphibia; Anura; Bufonidae
Gene: TIPIN
Product: TIMELESS interacting protein
Exons: 8
Coding region: 134-1048 (304 amino acids)
Biological process (GO): DNA damage response; replication fork processing; DNA replication checkpoint signaling
Cellular component (GO): replication fork protection complex; nucleus
Molecular function (GO): DNA binding
Source: RefSeq, a predicted model, not a curated record
GUAGACUGUAGGGAGGCAGCUGCGCCGGGCACGAUUGGCACAGGUAUACAGAUGGUGAUGUACCCCGGUAUACGGGCUGUGGGCAUAGCGUCUGCGAUGGCGGCCUGCUUUCUAAGAAUUUGUCACAAAGACGAUGGAUCGACUAGAAAAUGACCUUUUUGACAUGCCGGAUUAUGAACACACAGAAGAUGAAAGUUUCCCUCCUUUACCACCACCACGUUCUCCUGGUGCAGCGGAUGAUGACAAUGAAGACUUAGCUAAUGGAGAUGACUGGACUAGGAACAUGGGAGAAACACAAUCAGAGGAAGCGCCAAAGCCUGCCAGAAGAGUCGUAAAGAGACCGCAGCCAAAACUAGAUGCUCAGCGGCUCACUUCACAGCGGGGCUUGCCUGCUUUAAGGAAUCUGUUUGAUGGCACAAAAUUCAAAGGAAAGGGACAUGAGGCAGACGAUUUGAAGGUUCUCAUGAGGCAGAUGGAGAAUUGGGCGCACAGACUGUUUCCAAAAUUGCAAUUUGAGGACUUUCUUAGUCGCCUGGAAACACUAGGGAAUAAGAAGGAGGUACAGACUUGCUUAAAAAGAAUCCGCAUGGAUCUGCCUAUUGUGCAUGAAGACUUCAUGAGUGAAGACGUUAUUAUACAGAAGGAGGAGGAUGUCCCGGACUUUGCUUCUGAAGAAUUUUCUGCACUCACAGAGUCGUCUCCUCCAUCUGUUUCUCAAUCUAGUGUAGUUGAACUAAGUGAGGAGACGCUUCAGAGGAUAGAAAGGAACAGGCGCUUGGCUAUGGAGAAGAGAAUGCUAAAAAUGCAGGUCCAAACAGACAGUCAAGCUCUUACUGCUCCUGCAGCUCUAUCUCAGUCCAGCGCAACAGAUCCAGAUGAUAUUCUGGAGGAUUUUGAUGCAGAUUUGUUGGAGGAAGUAGAUAAAGCCGUUGAGAUCUGCUCCCAGAAACAAGAGCCCUCAAGUAGCGCUGUCAUUGAAGAAGGUUCUGCUGCACAGAAUGAGCUCUUUAUUGAAAAACUUGAAGACUCAGAGGAGACUGGAGAUUAAUUGCUACCUGUAUGUGUAGAUAUAGUUUUCUAUUAAAAUAUUUUAUUUCAGGUUUGCAUUAAAGUUUUGUAUGUU